Zychaea mexicana is the source of this 1980-nucleotide messenger RNA. RefSeq lists its product as uncharacterized. Gene Ontology annotation, molecular function: RNA binding; 3'-5'-RNA exonuclease activity. The coding region runs from base 1 to 1980 and encodes 659 amino acids. The record is from RefSeq and is a predicted model, not a curated record. The transcript has 3 exons. Lineage: Eukaryota; Fungi; Mucoromycota; Mucoromycetes; Mucorales; Lichtheimiaceae.
AUGGAGUAUUUCUUUAAAGAUCAAGAUCGUAAGCGUAAAGCAGAUGAUCUUGAAGAUAGUGAGGACGCCGAAAAUCAGUCAAAGAAACAGCAAUUGGACGAACAACAAGCGUCUACUCACGAUGACAACCAACAGCAACAAGAAGAAGCGGACGAACAAGUCAUUGCUCAGACAGAACAGGUGGAUGUCUCUCACGAUACUGAUACUGCAAAGGAGUCAACAGAACAGGCAGUAGCAGAACCAUCUUUGAAUGCCAAGACUGAAGAAACGGCUGAAGGAACUGAAUCACAACAACAACAACAACAGUCCACUGAAGUAACAAAGGAAAAUCAAGCUUCUGAUAAUCAGGCCCCUGCUGAAUCAAAGCGUACUGUGGGAUCUACAGUUCCUUUCAACCGAUUAAUUGUUCUCAAUGUGUCUGCUACCUGUGAUGAGAAUGCUGCGAAUCCGUCAGCAGUUCAAGUGACCAAGGAGAAUUCUGAAGUUAUUGAACUUGCUUUUGCCGUGAUCGAUGCAGCAACGAUGCAAGUCGUUCAUACCGAGCAAAUCUAUGUCAAGCCUGAGCAAACGCCGUUGACAGAAUACUGCACGCAAAUCACCGGUAUCACUGCGGAAACGUUGGGUUCGGCCGGUAACUUGCAGAACGCCAUUUCAAAGCUGGACGAAUACAUCCAACAAGAAAUCGAGUCCAAGCAACUGUCGUUCUGUUUUGUCACGCAUGGCGGUUGGACGCUCCGGAUACAAUUACCACGCGAGGCACGUGACAAGGGUAUCGAGCUUCCAUCCUAUCUUUCGUUCUGUCGCAUGUUUGACUUGAAGCAAGAGAUUCAACGCUGGCAAGUCCACCAUCGCGAAGUCAGUCUUCGGUCCAUGGCGUUGAAAGAACUGUGCGAAACUUUCCAUGUUGAUCGUGUUACGGAUAAGUCGGCCGGACUCAAUACGUGCUUGACCACGGUCAAUGUUAUCCGAUAUCUCACUGAUUUCGGCCAUCCUGACGUGUUUGUCCACGCCAUUGACACCAACGCCGAUUUGCAGCAAUUCAAAAAGGAAGAGUCCAAGGUUGUUCAUUUGGCGGGUCUGCCCUUUGAGGUGACGCAGGGUGAAUUGGAGGCCUGGUUCUCAUCCAACGGUUUGCGACCCACAGCAACUUACAUGAUCCAGACAACCGACUUUUCAAAGCCCAACUUGUCCGGCUUUGUUGUUUUCCAUGCACACAACGAUGCCAUGCGUGCAUUGUCCUUGAACGGUCGAUGCUUGGGCGAUCGUGCUGUCGAAGUAUCGCCCAGUAGUGAGCGCGUCAUUGAAGCAGCAGGUAGCAUGCUCGUGCCGUUCCCAGCACAUGCCAAGGCCCGUACGCUUCGUCCGGGCGACUGGAAUUGCCCCAACUGCAGCUUCCACAACUUUGCCUCGCGACGCAACUGCUUCAAGUGCAACACAGAGAACCCUCAAGCUCCUCCUGUGGCCGCGGCACCGCAGCAACAUGGUCAAGGAAUGCCACCACCACCACCAGUCGGCAACACACCGCCAAACUUCACCCCGGGCGAUUGGAUGUGUCCCAACUAUCAAUGCAACUUCCACAACUACGCGUCGCGUGUCCAAUGCUUAAAGUGCGGUACAUAUCGUCCACAGGCAGGCUCUGGCCCACAUCCUCCCCCACCUCCAUCGGGCGGAUAUCAACGACCACCCAUCACUUUUCGACCAGGCGAUUGGUAUUGUCCCAACCCAGCAUGUGGAUUCCAAAAUUUUGCUUCACGGACAGCAUGCUUCCGGUGCCACACGCCCAACCCCAACCCUACACAGCGACCCCCUUAUAACCCUGCUCAACCUGGCUAUGGCUAUGAUUCCAACUAUGGAUAUGGCCAGGGAGGAUACCAACAACAACAACAUCAACAGCAGCCACCCGCCCCUUCAAACAGCUAUGGCUAUGGUCCUCCUAGUGGAAAUAAUGCUCCUUUCAGACCAGGCGAUUGGUAUUGGUAA